AAAUUUUACCUUUAGGUUAAAGCGUACCAACAACAUUUAACAUUUGAUGAUAUUUCCUCACUACAUGAAUGGGCGGUUUCUGGUUUCAAAAAUUCAUCAGUCUCCCGCAGCAUGAAAAAGUAUGAUAUUAAUGGACUUCCAGAGGUUGUUAUUAAUGCCUUAGAGAGCUUACAGUCAAAAAAUAUCAGUCAAGAUGACAGUGAUGAUGAAGAAAAUCCUAUUUACGAAGUUCAAAGAGGUUUAAGGAAGCUAUAUGAGAUAUGUAUUGCUUGCUGCAAAAGUGACAGUAGAAUUGUUUCACAACAUCCCUUGUUUGUUGGUGGACUUUGUGUACUUUGUACAAAGACGGUUUACAAAGUAUGCAGUUUGCCUUUUGGACAAGCUCAAGAUUAUUGCAUUUUGUGUGGACUUGGAGGCAAAUUAGUCUACUGUAGUAAUAGCCUUUGUGUUCGUGCAUAUUGCAAUGUUUGUAUUGAUUAUCUGGCACCUGAAGGAGCAUAUUCACAGAUUGUACAGAAUGAUGCAUGGGUGUGCUACUUGUGUAAAUCUGAUCCUGAUAGGUCAUGUCUCAUUAAGCGGCGGAAGAACUAUGAAACUAUUAUGUAUACUCCUCCACAACCACCAAAAGAAAAAUUACCAAUCUGUGUGAUUUCUCAGAGUGAUAUAUGCCAUAAAGUUUUAAUGAAGGAAAAGAUAAUAAUAGAAAAGUAUUGUAUUCAACCUUGUAACGAUGCAGGAUCCUGUGAGCAUACAAAAUAUUCUGAAAAAUAUGAGGAUUUUUCUGAAAAAGAGUUUGCAGAUAUUGGUGCAGAUUUAGUUUAUGGAUCAUAUGUAUCAAAUGGCAAUCUAGAGGACAGGAAAGCAUGUGUUGCUGACCUUUUUGUAGCAUUCUUCAGAUUUAUUUUUAGACUAGAUAAUGCAAGGUUGCAUAAACCUUAUGUUUUCUUCAUAUUUAUUGCUAAUGCAAGUAUUAUGGAUGAAGAAAUUUUAACUCGUGCCAAAAGAUUUGUUAUG
This is a messenger RNA of Stegodyphus dumicola, 1014 nucleotides long. RefSeq names its product DNA (cytosine-5)-methyltransferase 3B-like. Gene Ontology annotation, cellular component: nucleus. The record is from RefSeq and is a predicted model, not a curated record. NCBI's taxonomy places the organism in Eukaryota, Metazoa, Arthropoda, Arachnida, Araneae, Eresidae.